Messenger RNA from Cladophialophora bantiana CBS 173.52, 3837 nucleotides. RefSeq lists its product as uncharacterized. Gene Ontology annotation, molecular function: ATP binding; ABC-type transporter activity; ATP hydrolysis activity. Gene Ontology annotation, biological process: transmembrane transport. The transcript has 6 exons. The record is from RefSeq and is a predicted model, not a curated record. Bases 1 to 3837 code for a protein of 1278 amino acids. Gene Ontology annotation, cellular component: membrane. Lineage: Eukaryota; Fungi; Ascomycota; Eurotiomycetes; Chaetothyriales; Herpotrichiellaceae.
AUGAGCGGUGAUGAGAAAAUCGAGAUUCCAGAGCCCGUUGAAGAUGGAAAUCAGAACCAGAAGACUCAACUGUCGGCAUGGAAAGCCUACUGGCGUCUCUUGACCUAUGCCAGCUUGGUUGACAUUUUCUUACGCAUAUGCGGUGCGGCCGCCGCAGUAGCAGCAGGUUCAGCAUUGCCUUUGAUGACAAUCAUUCUUGGAGACUUCGUCCAAGAUUUCAACAACUGGGGUACAGGGGUGGUCCGGCCCGCUGAAUUUCGGCACAAGGUCAAUCAAAAUACUCUCUGGCUAUUGUAUCUUUUUGUGGGAAAGUUUGUGAUGGCUUACUGUGGCACUGUCAUGCACUCUAUCUCUGCUUCUCGCAUCACACGCAGGAUUCGUCUCCGCUACCUUCAAGUCAUCUUGCACCAGCCCAUUUCUUACUUUGAUCACCACACAGCUGGUUCCAUAGCCUCAAGUCUGUCGACAGACACCAACUUGAUCGAGGUCGGGCUUGCUGAGAAGGUUGCCAUCGCUUUUCAAUCGAUAUCCAUGCUGGUCACGGCUUUUGUCAUUGCAUUCGUCAAAUCUUGGAGGCUGACACUUGUGACUGCCAGCAUCGUUCCUUACAUGAUCCUGACAACUGGACUUCUUGCCCUUGUCGAUGCAAAAUUCGAGACGAAAAUGCGAACAAUCUACCUGAAAGCAUCGGGUAUGGUUGAAGAAUGGCUCAGCAGUGUUCUCACCGUCACUGCCCUUGGCGCGGCAGAUAAGAUCACAAUGCAAUACAAGCAAGUCAUCGAGAAGACCAAGGCCUUCGGCAUCAAGAGAGGACCAGUCGAGGCAUCAAUCUACGGAAAUAUGUGGUUUGCGGUACUUAGCGGCUACGCCCUCGCAUUGUACUAUGGGGUAAGACUGCUCGACCGGAAGGAGAUCGACAAUGGCGGAACUCUUGUUACUGUACUCAUGUCCAUUGUCAUCGGCACUUCGUCGAUGGGACUAGUUGCCCCCUCUCUGCCCAAUUUCAUCAAGGCUGCAGCGGCGGCACAGCAAGUUCUAAAGAUAUUGGACAAAUCUUCCCCCCGAGACAAGACGCCAGACCAGUCUCACAAGAUUAUACCGGCGACAAUCGCUGGGCAACUGAGUCUGAGAAACGUAUCGUUUGCCUACCCUACAAGACGAACAAUUAGCGUUCUGAACGACUUAAGCAUUGAAAUACCUGCCAAUCAGUUCACUGCCAUUGUCGGUCACAGUGGAUGUGGCAAAAGCACCGUCGUGGGACUCUUGGAGCGGUGGUACGAUCCUGACAAUGGGUCGAUUUAUCUAGACGGCACAAAUACACGAGACUUGGACCUGGAUUGGUUGAGAGGUCAGAUGGGGCUGGUGCAACAGGAGCCAAUGCUCUUCAAUGAUACCAUAUACGAAAAUGUCUUGAACGGACUACCCGGGGCGAAAGCCGAUAAACUCAACGAAAGGGAGAAACGCCAACUGGUCAUCGAGGCUUGCAUUACCGCAGACGCACAUGAGUUCAUUCAAGCACUCCCUGAAGGCUACGACACCCAAGUUGGCGAGCAUUCGGAUCUUCUGAGCGGCGGUCAAAAACAGAGGAUUGCGAUCGCCCGGAGCAUCAUUUCUAACCCCAAGAUCCUUUUACUAGACGAAUGCACAAGUGCCUUGGAUCUGGAUUCGGCUCGAAUUGUGCAGAAGGCACUGUUGGGGGCCUCUCAGGGCCGGACAACGUUGAUGAUUGCGCAUAAAUUGUCCACCAUCGAGCACGCGGACAACAUCAUUGUUAUGGAACACGGCCAUGUUACUGAGAAAGGAACUCAUGCCUCUCUUGUGGCUGCUGGGGGCGUCUAUGCGCGUCUUCUCCGUGCAAAAGGCUUAAUCCGGGAAAAGGGCAGGCAAGCGGACAAGGCGACACGGGUGAGCGACAAGCAAGCUUCAGCCCCGAUUCAGAAAUCGAUACCUGCGAAGGGGCCUCAGAAUCAAGCCGAGACUCCAGAGGGAGCUACGAUUCUAGAGUCAAAGUCAGUCACUCGCCGCUUUUCCUUAAUAAGAUGCCUGCUUAUGAUGCUAUCCGACCAAAAGAGCAUCAUACCCGUUUUCGUUGGUGGCUUAAUAGGCAGCCUUGUCGCUGGCGGUCUCAUACCCAUUCAAGCUUUCCUUUUCUCAAGGCUCGUGACAAUCUUCCAAUACCAGGGUUCAAACCUGGUUACCAAGGCCGACUUCUGGGCGCUUAUGUUCUUCCUUCUGGCAUUGGCGUAUCUGGUGGUUUUUGCCGUCACCUGGUUUCUGUUUGCGAUAGCUGGCGCGAGAAGCGCUUUGAAGUGCCGAGCCGAGUACUUAAGAGGGUUGCUCAAUCAAGACAUUACCUUCUUCGAGGAAAAGGGAAAUUCAUCUGGUGGCCUGACUGCCUUGCUAGGUCUUGAUGGCGACGAAAUGGACUUGAUGAUAAGCCUGAACAUAGGCCUUAUUGUCGUUUUCAUUGUCGACUUGAUCGCAAGCAUCAUCCUGGCACUCGCCGUUUACUGGAAACUGGCAUUGGUUGGUGUCUUGUGCUGUGUGCCCUUGCUGCUUCUAGCGGGCUACCUGCGUAUGAGGAUCGACCGGGAGUCAGAGGACCGAGCGUCGAAGUUCUUCAUUGAGAGCGCCCGCUUUAGCUCCGAAGCGGUUGGGGCGAUCCGUACAGUUGCCUCCCUGACGAUGGAAUCAAAGGUCAUCGAAAGGUAUUCGGCUCGAUUGAAGACGGCUGCUGUGAGCUCUUUGAGACGGACUGUCUUGUCCAUGCUCUUUUUCUCUCUCGCAGACUCCAUAGACCUGCUCGCUAUGUCUUUAGUAUUCUGGUAUGGCGGCAGACUUGUCUCGUAUGGCGAUCUGGGUGUUUCGGCAUACUUCUUGGUUUACGGCGCCGUUAUUUUUGGUGGACAAUCGGCCGGGUUCAUCAUAGGAUAUACUGCGAGCAUCACGAAAUCUCAAGCCGCAAUGAACCGUAUCUUUUACAUGCAGCGGAAGAAACCGGCCAUAAACUUGCAUCCAGGUAUUGAUCCACGCAGAUUGCGACCCACAGAAGCUGCCAUUGAAUUCAAAGACGUCAGUUUCCGCUACCCAGCUCGCCCGGACGUGGAAGUUCUACAUAAUCUCAGCUUCAGAAUCCAGCCCGGCGAGAAGGUAUGUAUAACGGGACCUAGCGGAUGUGGCAAAUCUACCAUCGUUGCGUUGCUCGAGCGCUUCUACGACGUCACAGGUGGUGAGAUACUUAUCGAGGGAACCGAUAUUCGGACGCUUGACGUCAACGCUUACCGCUCGACACUCGGUUUCGUGUCGCAAGAGACUACCCUCUACCAGGGCACAUUGCGUCACAAUCUCCUUUUGGGUGUCCAAGAUGAUUCGACCAUAACCGACCAACAACUCGAAGCGGCCUGCCGCACCGCAAACAUCUACGACUUCAUCAUCUCCCUACCGAGUGGCUAUGACACGGAAUGCGGACCACACGGACAGGCCUUUAGCGGCGGCCAGAGGCAACGCAUCGCGAUAGCCCGAGCUCUGCUGCGCGACCCACAGAUCCUGCUCCUGGACGAACCUACGAGUGCCUUGGAUGUGGAAAAUGAAGCAACCAUAAGAGACGCGUUGGACAAGGCUACUGUUGCUUCUGCGGCCGGCAACAAGGAGGAGAAUGGUGAAAGUCCAGGUAAAAGAACUAUGAUCAACAUUUCGCACCGGGUGGAGACGAUUAAGUCGGCCGAGAUGAUCUUCGUGGUGGACAAGGGGACGAUCAUAGAGUCUGGGACCUUUGAAGAGUUGAUGCAGAAAAAAGGAUUUCUCUGGGAGAUGAUGGUGGAGGGGGACUUGACGUGA